This is a messenger RNA of Tupaia belangeri chinensis (Chinese tree shrew), 956 nucleotides long. It is a transcript of the gene CCL25, whose product is annotated as C-C motif chemokine ligand 25. Gene Ontology annotation, biological process: immune response. Gene Ontology annotation, cellular component: extracellular region. NCBI's taxonomy places the organism in Eukaryota, Metazoa, Chordata, Mammalia, Scandentia, Tupaiidae. The coding region runs from base 199 to 657 and encodes 152 amino acids. The record is from RefSeq and is a predicted model, not a curated record. Gene Ontology annotation, molecular function: chemokine activity. The transcript has 6 exons.
CAAAAAAAAAAAAAAAAAGUCAUGACUUCCCCCACAACCUAAUACUUUCUGUUUCUAUGAGUUCGCUUAUACUCCAAGCCAGGGCAUUUCUGUGCUAAGUCACCCCACAGUGCAGAAGGAGAGAAAAGUAGGGUGGAUUCAGGGGCCCGUAGAAACAGGGGUGCAGGGCUUUACGUGGCCUGAGGCUUGUCCACCCAGAUGUGUGCAGGCAUCCAGGGAGGAGGACCGGCCUGCGCCAUGAACCUGUGGCUCCUGGCCUGCUUGGUGGGCUGCUUGUUGGCGGCCUGGAGCCCCGAUGUCCGGGCCCAAGGUGUCUUUGGAGACUGCUGUCUGUCUUACGACAAGCAGGGCUUGCAGCAAAAGCUUCGGUUCGCACAGAAUUAUAAGCUCCAGGAGGUGAGCGGAAGCUGCAAUCUUCGCGCCGUGAUGUUCUUCUUCCCUCAAAGACGCAAGCCGCUGUGUGGGGACCCACGGAACAGGCUAGUGAGGAAGGCAAUGAAGUGUAUGGAUGCACAGAGAAAGUCCUUGCAUAAGUGCUUACGAGACCAUUCUGGGAAGGGGAGACCUGGAAUCUCCGGGCAAUUUUUGUCCAAUUCUAACCAUCUCAUUAGCGGCAAGAAGAAAGCCCACUUUCCGAUAGUUAAUCCAGGACUGUGAGCUCACUCAUCCCAGCAGCUGUCGGAACAAGAGAAGCUGGACCCUACAGCAGACCCGUCCUCAGGCCACACCUGAAUCCCGGUGCUCCACUGGUCGGUCCUGUCCACACCCACCACCACCGCCUCUUUAGCAGAGAGAGUAACCUUACUGACAAGCCUUUUGCUGCUCCAGGGGACUGGUCAGCCCUGGGCGGGGGCUCUUACAGAGAAGAUGCCUCAAGAUACAACACCUUGGCUCCGACUUCUGACAGACAGCCCGGACUGCAGCUCUCUGGGUCCUUGCGAGGCUAGGGUUGGUCC